Solea senegalensis (Senegalese sole) is the source of this 3700-nucleotide messenger RNA. Its product is annotated as paxillin-like. Lineage: Eukaryota; Metazoa; Chordata; Actinopteri; Pleuronectiformes; Soleidae. Gene Ontology annotation, biological process: endothelial cell migration; transforming growth factor beta receptor signaling pathway; substrate adhesion-dependent cell spreading. The record is from RefSeq and is a predicted model, not a curated record. Bases 132 to 1712 code for a protein of 526 amino acids. The transcript is spliced from 11 exons.
CCACGCGAGCAACCCUGACCAACUUCCAGCAGCAGCGGUGAAUAAGUUCGGGGGGUAAAUCCAGACUUGUCAAAGAGUCAAUAAAGCUCAGCGAACACGAAACUGACGAGCUCCACAGCCGGGCAGUCAACAUGGACGACCUCGACGCGUUGCUGGCAGACCUGGAAUCAACAACAUCCCACAUCUCAAAGCGGCCGGUGUUCUUGCCCGAGGAGACCCCCUACUCCAUCCCUACGGGAGGACACUCCUUCCAGGAUGUGUCAGUUCCACCUCCAGUGCCCCCUCCACCCUCAGCUGAGGCUCUGAAUGGUUCACUGGUAGACCGGUCGGAUUCCCAUCACUCAUCUCAGCAGUCGUUAGGUUCAGCACAGAAGAGCUCAUGGUCCAGGGACAGUAGCAGCUCUCCGUUGUCUCACAUUGAGGAAGACCACGUCUACAGUUUCCCAAACAAGCAGAAGUCCUCAGACUCAUCAACAGCAGCCAUGACGUCUGCCCUGGGCAGUAACCUCUCGGAGCUCGACAGGCUGCUGUUGGAGCUGAAUGCAGUGCAGCAGAGCUCCCCGUCAUUCCCCACAACAGAGGAGGCAGCUCCACCCUUACCUUCCUGCAGCAUCACCCACUAUGAGAAUGGCAGUGGCCCCGACAUCCUUGUGAGCCCUCCGCCUCUGGAGAAACCCAAGAGGAACGGAACGAGGUUGGAUGAAACUCGACCAACUGUGGAGAGUCUGCUGGACGAGCUCGAGGGCUCAGUGCCUUCACCCAGCCCUCCUGCUUGUCACAGCGAUGUAGACUCCCCCUCUCAGCAGCAGGCCAGAAUUUCAGCUUCCUGUGCCACAAGGGAGCUUGACGAGCUCAUGGCGUCUCUGUCUGACUUCAAGAUCAUGGCCCAAGGUAAAGGGGGUGUUCCUGGUGGGCCGCCAACACAAGUCAACAAGCUGGACAACAUGCUGGGCAGCCUGCAGUCUGACCUCAACAAACUGGGAGUGCAGACAGUAGCUAAAGGGGUCUGCGGUGCCUGCUGUAAGCCAAUUGUAGGACAGGUGGUAACUGCCAUGGGCCGCACAUGGCACCCUGAGCACUUUGUGUGCACACACUGUCAGGAGGAGAUCGGCUCCAGGAACUUCUUUGAGCGCGAGGGACAGCCUUACUGUGAGACCGAUUACCAUAACCUGUUCUCCCCACGAUGCUACUACUGCAACGGGCCCAUACUGGACAAAGUCGUGACGGCGCUGGAUAGGACAUGGCAUCCAGAACACUUCUUUUGUGCCCAGUGUGGAUCCUUCUUUGGCCCAGAGGGUUUUCAUGAAAAGGACGGGAAGGCUUAUUGCAGGAAGGAUUACUUCGACAUGUUUGCACCGAAAUGUGGAGGUUGUGCCAGAGCCAUUCUGGAAAACUACAUCUCGGCACUGAACUGCCUCUGGCAUCCUGAGUGUUUUGUGUGCAGGGAGUGCUUCACCCCAUUUGUGAAUGGAAGUUUCUUUGAGCACGACGGUCAGCCCUACUGUGAAGUGCACUACCACGAGCGCCGCGGCUCCCUGUGCUCCGGCUGCCAGAAGCCCAUCACGGGCCGCUGCAUCACCGCCAUGGCCAAGAAGUUCCACCCGGAGCACUUUGUCUGUGCCUUCUGCCUGAAACAGCUCAACAAAGGCACCUUUAAAGAACAAAACGACAAGCCCUACUGCCACGGCUGCUUCGUCAAGCUUUUCAGUUAGGUUCCACAUUAAGUAACACACACACACACACACAUAAGUGUCUGAGGCAUCUUUACCAUAGGCUGAUUGUGUUUGUAUCAAAGAAAGUUGUCUGUUUUUUUUGAAUGGUGUUGUGAGGUGUGUAGGGGUUGGGGUAUGUGCAUGAGGUAGAAGCAGGAUCCUGUCUCAGGCAGAGGAAAAAUAUGUUUGACAUGUCCUUCAGAAAUGUGUGAAGCUGUCCCUCCUUUAGACAGACAGACAGACAUUUAUUUUUGAAGCUUUGGGGGCUCUUGAGUUGGUCAGUAGGCCUCAGGAUGAUGCAGACAUGCUCCAUACUUUUUAAAAGAUGAUUUUUUGUGUUUUUAAUUCUCACAGCAUUGAGCUUUCAUAAUGUUUUUGUUUUUUUUCAUAAGAGGUGGUGAAAUCUUACUGAACACUGUAGAAAAAUCCAUGGAAUACUCUGCAUGUUUGACAUUGCUGCUCACUGGUUGAGUGUGUCAUUUUAGGUAUAAUGGAAAAAAAAAGAAUAUAUAACGAAGCAGUUGACUAAAACAGGGAACACAUUGUUUUUAACAUUACAGUAUAUCCCGUUUCUUACUACUCACAAGGGUGGGAAAAAAACAACAACUUUGUCUCUGUUGGAGAAUCAGCGUUGGUCAUUAUUUUGUUUGUAUUACUGUUUUCAGACGGAAUCGUGACAUGGAACUCUUGAGUUUGCCGUUCACAUGUGAAGAAUUCAGCGGGGUGUUUUUUUGGGUCAGAAACAGGAAAAGGUCUGGAACACGGAGCAGGACGGAGGGUGGUGGGCAGGGCACUCGCUUACUCACGCACUGUGAAUAUUUGACCAGGUAGCUGACGGGGAAUGCAAACGUCAGUGGAUGUCUGAAAGCAGCUCCGAAAACACCCUCGUAUGAAGCUUUUAAAUGUUACUGAGACAGAAUCUCAAGUGCACACACACAUUUGUUUUUUUUAGCCCAAAUCAAGUAUGUAUUGAUGAAUAUGUGACAGUGACUGACACUGAAAUAAGGAAUUCAGUAUGUGGGUCUUCCACCAGGAGCUGCAGUAUUCACUCUCUCAACUACAUGGUUGAACACACCUCAUGUUUUUGUGCUGCCAAAAUCAUUCCUUAUUGUCUUCACUGAAGAAAAAACCCACCAGAAAACAGUGUCUUGCAGUUGUGGAGCCUCACAAAAGAAUCUUGUGAACCUCUUUAAUGACCUGUACUGUGUACUGUGAGUACACCGUGAGGAUUUUUCUUGUUUGUAGUAAUCCAAAGCAGCUACUUCGUAGGUAAAGCACUGGCAUGCUCGGCAUGUGCACGUGUUUGAUAACCACUUAUUUGAAGAGGGAGAGAGAGAGAGCUGGUGAGAAGGCAUAGCAAAAGGUUCUUCUGGUUCAGGAGCUGACGCAUGUUCGCUGUUGUAGCGAAAGGAAAGUAGUCGAUUGCAAACGUGCCUUUUUUUGUAUUUCAGCUUUCCGAUCAUGUGCAAGUCUCUCUGCUAUAGUUUCAGUAUCAUGUGUAAUGACACUGGCAAAUUCAGCAAAAAAAUACUGACAGCAGUUGUUUUCACGUCAUCUGUCUGUGCUUCUGACUGUAACACGUCGGCUGUUAAAGUGAGAGCCUGGUGGUCUGCUAGAAUCAACUGCGGGACUGUGAUGACUCGUGUCCCUCAGCAUCUGAGUAAAGUCUACUGUAUGACGACCGGUCGGGUCUGCACAUGUACAUGGAGCAGAUACGUCAGGCUUUUUGUCUCCUUCAGGGAAUUAUAGAGCCUUAACUCACUCACUCUAUUUAAGAGAUCAUGUAACCGUUGUCUUUUCAAAACGAUUUAGUAGAGUGUUUAUUUAACCAAAGCCAUACCUUCCUUUGUUUUUGUUUGUUCCCCUUCUUUUGUUUUGUUUUUUUUCCCCCUCCCGCUUUUCUUUUCAUUUUGAAUGUCAGUAGUGAUGAAUACUGGGAUUCUCAUCUCUAGACUGAUUACACAAAUAAAUUCUGUUUUGGUAUCAAA